GGUACAGCAGGUGGCGCAUUGUCCCUGAACGUUGGUUUGUAGUCCGUCAAUAAAAACUACAGAAGAGGAGACGUUAAGGAGUAACGACAAGAAUAACAAGUGGACAGUCGCUCAUAUAUUCUCUAACAAGAAAAUGGACACGCGCUUCACUCGAGGGAAAUCCAACAUCUUGGAGCGCCCGCUGACCCGACCCAAGACCGAGGUCAGCGUGAGCGCCUUCGCCCUCCUGUUCUCCGAGAUGGUCCAGUACUGUCAGAGUCGCGUGUACUCGGUGUCGGAGCUGCAGACCCGCCUGGCGGACAUGGGCCAGAGCGUGGGCGCCAGCAUGCUGGACGUGCUAGUGCUGAGGGAGAAGAAUGGCAAGAGGGAGACCAAAGUGCUCAACAUGCUGCUCUUCAUCAAGGUUAACGUGUGGAAGUCUUUGUUUGGGAAGGAGGCAGACAAGCUGGAGCAGGCCAACGACGACGACAAGACCUACUACAUCAUAGAAAAGGAGCCGCUCAUCAACGCCUACAUCUCGGUGCCCAAGGAGAACAGCAGCUUGAACUGCGCCGCUUUCACCGGCGGCAUCAUGGAGGCCAUCCUCACGCACAGCGGCUUCCCCGCCAAAGUCACCGCCCACUGGCACAAAGGCACCACGCUGAUGAUAAAGUUCAACGAGUCGGUCAUCGCCCGGGACAAGGCUCUGGAUGGCAGAUAGGGGGGGGUUAAUCAUCACAGGGUGAAGAGAAAUCACCCCGGGCCCGAUCGUGUUUAUUCGCUGACUGAAUUUCUUCGUGGUAACUUCUGAGAUGGUAUGGAUGGAUGGAUGGAUGGAUGGAUGGAUGG
Messenger RNA from Perca flavescens (yellow perch), 828 nucleotides. It is a transcript of the gene trappc5, whose product is annotated as trafficking protein particle complex subunit 5. The transcript has 3 exons. Gene Ontology annotation, biological process: endoplasmic reticulum to Golgi vesicle-mediated transport. NCBI's taxonomy places the organism in Eukaryota, Metazoa, Chordata, Actinopteri, Perciformes, Percidae. The record is from RefSeq and is a predicted model, not a curated record. Gene Ontology annotation, cellular component: TRAPPI protein complex; TRAPPII protein complex; TRAPPIII protein complex. The coding region runs from base 134 to 700 and encodes 188 amino acids.